CCUGACUUGCAAGGAGACAAAGCAACAAGCCAGGCCCAUGUUUACACAGACAAGACAUAUGAUCUUUGUUUCCCGUAGGGGGAGCCAAGAAAAGAGCAGGGCACAAAGAGUUUUAGAGGAUUUAUAAGACUUCCUACUGGAGGCAGCAGCAGCAGGAUCCAUACAAAUCUGACGUAAUCCUACGUAACCCUUCACAAUUUCCUCAAAUUUUAUUACCCCUCACUGAAGAAAAAAUGUCAAAGAAAUUUCUCAAAGUAAAAAAUGUUGAAAAAAAAGAUAAGAAUUCCUGAUGACACCUCAGAAGACGAUUCUGAAUCUGGGAGCAACACGUCUUCAAGCUCCAGUCAUAAAAAAGUUCCUGAACAGGAGCUUUCUGCCCAGGAAUCCAAGGAGGAGAGUGUCCCUCAAGUGUCGUCCCCCUGGACUCCCAGGAUAAGCCUUCCAAAGAGCCCGAACCACGUCCCGCACCUCAGCCCGCACCCACAAGAGGCAGAGUCCUUAGUAUUCGUGGCAGAGGACGUGGUCACGGCUGCGCUCGGUCUGGUCGGGCUUAUGAAGGGCAGGGCAGGCCCAUGUGAUCAUGGAUGACACCUUACUGAUCGCAAUGAUCGAGGCUCGUCCUGCUCAUUGGGAUAAGUCCGACCAGAAUCCCGCCAAGCGUGAGCAAUGCCGGGCUCUUUGGAUGGAGAUAUACAGAGCAAUCUAACACCUGGGAGGACCUGUCCACACAUGAGUGAUGGAUUGUCUGUAAAGAUGUUUUACAUUUUUUCAUGAUUUUAUAUGUUUUUUUAUUGUUUUUAUUAAUAAACCUAUUUCUAGGUGAUAGAAUCAAAAAUCACUGGCACUCCAUCAGGGAUCGGCACAUGAGGGACCUAAGGGAGGAGGAACAGAGGCCCAGUGGAUCUGGGGCCUCCCACAAAACACCAUAUGUCCACUGCACACUCCUCGGAUUCCUGCAAAAAUGCCAUGAUAUGCGGAAGUAUGUCAUGUCUUUUUAUUCUCCCUUUGUAAAUUUAAAUAUUUUGGAAAAACAAAACUAAUAAUUUUUUUUAAUCUUUCUCUUUCAUAACACAAUCCAGUGUCAACAUGGCUCCAUUGCCACCACCAGGACCCCCCUCCAAACCCCUCCAUAGCCCAUCCCCUGACACUGCUGAUCAGGGGCAAGAAGAUUCUCCCCUACCAGCUUCCUCAUUGUUCCGACCAAAUCGCCAGAGGAUUGAAGUAUCCUUAGGAGAUUUGGUCCGGCCGUUGGGGACUGGUAGGAGACAGCAAGGGACCCUGGAAGAUCUCAUAAAGCUCACAAAGGAGAGCUUUAUGAGAUUGGAUGAUAGAGUGGAAGCCUUAAGGGAGGAGUUUUGCUGGUCACGGCAGGCGGGGGCAGGGCCGUCAACUGGUCCCCCUUCGGACGUUCUACUCCAUCUCCAGAGCUUGGCUCCCUUUGUGGAGAAAUUGCCCUUUGAGAAGCAGUUUCAGUUCCGCAAGGAGUCAACAGACCUUGUGCUUAGACUCUGCUGUCCCACUCCAGACACUCCCUCCCCCCCUCACAACUCCACCAAACCUGCCGACCCCCCCCCCCCUUAUCACUCCCCGUAUUUACACAUAUUCCCUACCCCAAGUUCACCAGGUCGUCACCGUUCACCAUCCCUUCACCGUUCACCAGCCCGUCACCGUACCACAACCAGCCAACGUUCCCGCUCCCGCCAUUGUUCCCCAGCCCGUCACCGCUCCCCAGCACACCACCGCUCCAGCCACCGCUCCCGGUCCCACACCCUGCCCCACUCCCUGGGAACUCCACAGCAUUUUGGCCCUACAUCCACACCCUCCAAUAGUAUGGUCCAAAUGCUGUCCCAGGGAGAACCCUCUUCAUUUUCAACCCCAUCCUUCACACCUCUUCCCAAUUUUCCUCUGCCACCCAAUAUUCCCACCCCUGUCACUCCUUUUCAACAAUAUUCCUUUACCCAUCCAAAUUCCGUGGAAACGCCCAGAGUCUACCCAUAAGGUAGAGUUGACUCCUUGUGGCCCCCGGAGGACCCCAGUUCCCAUGACCCUUCCCAAGUCCCUUCCCAGCCCUCUUUCACAGACCUAUGAUGUGACCUCCCUGUGACCUCCCUACAUACUUAUGGCAAGCCUGUGGGGAUAUUGUUGUUUUGGCACUAAAGCCAUGUCUUAAAAAAAAGCCAUGUUUUAGUUAAAUUAUUUUUAUUUAAAAA
This is a messenger RNA of Hyla sarda, 2210 nucleotides long. RefSeq lists its product as uncharacterized. Bases 1087 to 1998 code for a protein of 303 amino acids. The record is from RefSeq and is a predicted model, not a curated record. NCBI's taxonomy places the organism in Eukaryota, Metazoa, Chordata, Amphibia, Anura, Hylidae. The transcript has 6 exons.